Molecule: messenger RNA, 1517 nt
Organism: Malus domestica (apple)
Lineage: Eukaryota; Viridiplantae; Streptophyta; Magnoliopsida; Rosales; Rosaceae
Product: transcription repressor MYB5
Source: RefSeq, marked provisional
AUCAAAAUCUCCAUUUGUCUUCGCACUCGAUCCACUCCUACUCAGAAGAAGAAGGAAAACAACACUGAAAAAGCUUUACAAUGAGGAACCCGUCGUCUUCGUCGAAAGCAACAGCAGCAGCAAGUGCUACGAUGACAACAGCAUCGCCGUCGUCGAGCAAGGCGGGGAUUGCCGGAGGGAGUAAGACGCCGUGUUGCGUAAAGGUGGGUUUGAAGAGGGGGCCGUGGACUCCCGAAGAGGACGAGCUGCUAGCCAAUUACAUCAAGAAAGAAGGUGAAGGACGGUGGCGGACCCUCCCCAAGCAGGCUGGGUUGCUCCGCUGCGGAAAAAGCUGUCGCCUCCGCUGGAUGAACUACCUCCGCCCUUCCGUUAAGCGCGGCCAGAUCGCCCCCGAUGAAGAAGAUCUCAUUCUCCGCCUCCAUCGCCUCCUCGGCAAUCGGUGGUCUUUGAUAGCUGGGAGGAUUCCAGGUCGUACGGACAAUGAGAUAAAGAACUACUGGAACACACACCUGAGCAAGAAGCUGAUAAGCCAAGGCAUAGAUCCCAGAACCCACAAGCCUCUCAAUCCAGAUCAUCACUCUGCUGCUGCCGAUGCUGAUGUGGGCAACACAAAUAAAUCAGCUGCUGCUGCUGCUUCUUCCAAAGCCAAUAACCGAUUCUCAAACCCUAAUCCUAGUCCUCCUCCUUCUGAUCGUCUUGUCCAUCAAGGAGCGGAUCCCAGUAUCAACGGUAAUGAUGGAAACAUCGCUAUUGAUGAUCAUGAUCUGGGCACUAUAGUCCAUAGCUGUGCAAACAUGACCACGUCCAUUAACAAUCCCGAUGCUUCUUCUUCGGCCGCAGCAAUGGGCACUUUGAGUUUAAGGACCAACAACAAUAGCCACGCUGGAGUACUACUUGGGGGAGGAGGAAAUGAAGAGGACGAGGACAUCAACUGUUGUGCGGACGACGUCUUCUCUUCGUUUCUGAAUUCGUUGAUCAACGAGGAUCCAUUUUCUGUACAACACCAAUUGCAACAACAGGUACUGCACAAUGGGAAUGUUAGUACACACGCAGCUGGUGCUGGUUCCGACCACGUUCCUUUGAUUUCUAUGACUAGUGCUAGUACUAUGGCGCCGUCAACAUUUGGCUGGGACUCUGCUGUGCUCAUGUCUUCUGCUUUCAACCAAAAUGAUCACCAGAGGGUUACUGAUCAAACGGAGCAGUAGCUAGCCACCUGUUUGAUUGAUCAAUCACACUGCGCAUGUUGAAACAAGCAAUGCAGUUGCUUAAUUAGUUAAUUUAUAUGUGGAAAUUAGUCCUAGGUAGGGUUUGAAAUAUCAUAUGAAAUGUGAUUUUGUGGGUACGCGGUAUCUCUAUUCUUAAUUAUUCGACUACUUCAGCAUCGAUCAUUUUGGCACUACGGAUAGGGGCGUAUAUCACUGUAUGGUUGAUCAUGUUUGUAAUGUUAUCUAUAUAUAUGUUACCGGUAUUGUAAAACAAACAUUUGAUCAAUGUUAAUUAAUUUGUAUUUAUAAAUA